This is a messenger RNA of Acanthochromis polyacanthus (spiny chromis), 1335 nucleotides long. Its product is annotated as SLAM family member 9-like. The record is from RefSeq and is a predicted model, not a curated record. NCBI's taxonomy places the organism in Eukaryota, Metazoa, Chordata, Actinopteri, Pomacentridae.
AGGCUAGAAGAGGAAGCAGACGUUGCUUCUCUCUCCACAGAGAUGGUUGCUGGUGGCCUUCGUCGCCCGUGCUGCUUCUUGGCAUGCGUUGUUGUGCUACUACUCGGGAUCUGCCUCCACGAUGUGGAGGCUUCCAAUAAGAAAAGUGUCAUUCAUAAGAAAGUUGGAGAUACUGUGGAGCUUUCAUCAGAUUUACCGACUGAAGGUGUCACUGAGGCGAAUUGGAGAUAUGGAGAUUUAACAGUUGCAGACAAAAAUGGGGAUGCUUCUAAUAAACAUCAUUUUAAGGACAGAUUAGACUUCAACCAAACAAGCUUUAGCUUAACAGUGAGAAAACUGACGCUUCAAGAUUCAGAUUUCAGUUUUGUUUCAGAGGUGAACUACCAGCAAAGAGCAACAGUCGUCAUCACUCUCCAAGUUCAUGAACCCAUAACUCAGGAGCCUGUUGUGAAAAAAAUCAAUUCCACCCACAAUGCCUUGAAUAAAUCCUGUACAAUUUUGCUGGAGUGCAGCACCUCUUCUGACAGCACUGUCACCUACACAUGGAGUGUGGGGAGCCAAACCCGGACUGGACCCAAACUGCAUCAUGUCUUCAAGGAGGACGAUGGAGAGACCACAUUCACCUGCACAGUUUCCAACUCUGUCAGUGAGGAGUCUGCAUCUGCAAAAUUUGAAUGUAACAAUGAUACUUCCUUACCCGAAAAGCCACAAGAUAAAGGAUCCUUCGCAGGGAUGAAAUUUAUCCUCAUCCUGAGUGUGGCUGGAGGCUGUUGUUUGAUGAUUGUCAUUGGUGUUGGUGUGGCUGUGUACGUUUGCCACUGCAAAGAGAGACAAACUGGCAGUGACAUAAAUGACCUCACUGUGUAUGCUGAUAUCACUGAUGUUGCGAUUGAAGAUAGGACCAUGAAGCCUUGCUCAGUGUAUGAAACCAUUGACAACAGAACCAACACAGCUCCACCUGGGCCCCAAACUGUGUACGACAAGAUCCAGUUCAGUCGUGUGAGGAAACCGUCUGUGUCGCCCUAUCAAGACGUCAUCUAGAUGCUGUGUAGCUUUUUUCAAGCGUUGCUCAGAGCAAGGUGACAAUGUGCAGCACAAGAAAAUUCAAGGAUAAUAUGAUAGAGAAAAUGUGAAAGAGCUUCUUUUUUCUAUUGCAUCAUAGCUUUUUGAGACUGUAAGCUAUACAAUGCCAUUUUAUUUACAUUACUGUACAUUCUGUAAAUACAGAGGUUAUAUUUUUAAAUGUAUUGUUCGUACUCUUGCAUUUACUGUCAACUGUGCAUUAUUGUUACCCAGCUGAGUCGACAGCUAAUAAAGGCCGGAUUUUAAAAUGCU